UCUCAGCUUUCCCCACUCUCUGGACUAAAGCAACCACUACACUUUCAAAAAUGCCUGCUGAUCUCAACGGCUACUGGAAAAUGACCGUCAAUGACAACUUCGAGGAGUACCUGAAGGCGCUCGACGUAAAUGUUGCCAUCAGGAAAAUCGCUGUCCUGUUGAGCGUCGACAAGGACAUCAGCCAAGACGGUGACCACAUCGUCAUCAAAACCCUCAGCACCUUCAAGAACUACAUGAUGGACUUCCAUGUCGGCAAGGAGUUCGAGGAGGACCUGAGUGGAAUCGAUGACAGGAAAUGCAUGACCACCAUCUCGUGGGAGGGCGACAAGCUGGUGUGUGUGCAGAAGGGCGAGAAAAAUGGCCGUGGCUGGACCCACUGGGUGGAUGGAGACGAGCUGCACCUGGAGCUGAGAGUGGAAGGGGUGGUGGCCAAGCAGGUCUUCAAGAAGUCCACCUAAACACACCUGUUGCCAUGGCAGCACAGCACCAGCGCCAACAGCGGUCCAACGCAGACACACACACACACACAUAUUCCCUCUCUCCCUUUCUCUCUCUCACACAAAAAGGUAAUAUGAACAGCUCUGGGCAAGGCUGCAGUUUCAAAUCCAUACUUGAUGAUCAGGCCUUAACCAACAGCAUGAGCUUACACACACACACACACACACACACCCACCACCAUGCUGUCAGUGAGAGGACUGGACCUAUCCCCUGCAGCCGACCACAUGGGAAGCUCAUGGGCUGGUCCACACUCACUUUUUUAACUUCUGGAUUUGGGGAAGACAAGCGGGCGGUUGUGUGCAUAACAACACUUCCUGCCUUGUGUCUCCUCUUGCCCAUCGUUUUGUUUUUGUUUUUGUUUUGUUUACGCCGCACCCCUGCAUGUCAACAACGUGUGGUUUGCGUCACUAGUUAGUGUUGAGCAGGUGUGAAGCCAGUUGUAAUGUGUCACUUAGCUAGAGCAAAACCUCCUGUUAUGUUUUAGUGCCUCUUGCAGAAAAGUGCGAUGACGAGUGGUGACAACAACAACGACACGAGAUCGUAGCACGGCAGGAGAAACAGCCAUAGAGAACAGC
Molecule: messenger RNA, 1073 nt
Organism: Engraulis encrasicolus (European anchovy)
Lineage: Eukaryota; Metazoa; Chordata; Actinopteri; Clupeiformes; Engraulidae
Product: retinol-binding protein 1-like
Exons: 4
Coding region: 51-458 (135 amino acids)
Biological process (GO): fatty acid transport
Cellular component (GO): cytosol; nucleus
Molecular function (GO): fatty acid binding
Source: RefSeq, a predicted model, not a curated record